Molecule: messenger RNA, 3501 nt
Organism: Purpureocillium lilacinum
Lineage: Eukaryota; Fungi; Ascomycota; Sordariomycetes; Hypocreales; Ophiocordycipitaceae
Product: glycerophosphocholine phosphodiesterase
Biological process (GO): glycerophospholipid catabolic process
Molecular function (GO): protein binding; glycerophosphocholine phosphodiesterase activity
Source: RefSeq, a predicted model, not a curated record
AUGAAGUUUGGACGGAAUCUCCCGCGCAACCAGGUCCCCGAGUGGGCUUCUUCUUACAUCAACUACAAAGGCCUCAAGAAGCUCGUCAAGGCCGCUGCUGAGAAGGCUCGUAAUGGAGAGGCAGUGGACCCAGCAGAACUGUUCUUUGCCCUCGACCGCAAUCUCGAGGAUGUCGACUCUUUUUACAACAAAAAGUAUGCUGAGGCGUGCCGUCGCCUCAACCUUCUUCACAACCGCUACGGCAGCGUCCCUGAUGUUGUAGCUACUCUCGACCAGGAUGAGGUGGAGGAAGUCAUGGGAGCUCUGCUCGAGCUCCGAGCACAGUUCAGGAACCUCCAAUGGUUCGGCGAGAUUAACCGCAGAGGCUUCGUCAAGAUCACCAAGAAGCUAGACAAGAAAGUCCCCGGCAUCUCGUCCCAGCACAGCUACAUCUCCACCAAAGUCGACCCCAAGCCGUUUGCAAAGGACGGCAACAUCUCGAGGCUGCUGAAUGACAUCAACCGCUGGCUGUCCGUCCUUGGUGACUCCCAGAACACGGACGACUCCAGGUCGGAUCGUUCCACUCGGUCCCUGGGACGAGCCUCCGCAAAGGCUAUGCUGAAUCUCCCCCAGGCUCAGCUUGACGUGCUUGAUCAGGCAGUCCGCAGCGAUGAAGUCGAGGCGCUGAAGGCUGGUCUUACUGAGUCAACGAUUGGGUCAGAGCUGCAGAGGCAAAGCCUGCUGCUCAACUUGCUUCAACGCUCCAUCUCGGCCCGUUCGCGGAAGUGCAUUACGCAUCUUUUGUCGCAGCUGAAGAGCCUCGACGAGCCGGACGACAUCAAUGGCCGCAACUGCAUUCACCGCCUCGUCAUUCACAUUGGAAGGACCAAGUCCUCGCCUCAGGACGACGAUAGCGUUAGCGCAUAUCCCGUGCCCGUCGGGUCUCACUUCACCAACAAGCACUUGCAGCCGGCGGUUUCGUCUACCGUCCCCGUCAAGGCCAUCAACACCAAAGAGUCUAAUCUCUUGAGCAAGGACGAUGAGGCGGUGCAGCUGCUGAUCUUCCUGUUGGACCAGCUCAGCCCUGAUCAGAGGAUCGCGCUCAAGAGCCGGGAUUCGUUCGGUCGCCUGCCUCUGCACUAUGCUGCCCAAUUCGGGUUCGUCAUCAUCUGCCAGAUCAUCAUGAAGAAGAUGCAAGAUUGGAACCAGUUUGAUUCCAAAGACGGCAUUGACGCACCCGAGUGGCAAGACAGCGAGGGCUUUGCGCCCCUGCAUCUCAGCGUCAUCGGGGGACAUCCCUUGACCACGCAGGCUCUGCUCCAGGGCGAGAACUGGCAAGGAAGCAGCGAAGCCAAGGUACAGCUCCGGAAGACGGUGCCCAAAUCUGGCGCGGUGCUGGCGUUGGCCACAAAAUCGAACUACGAGCCCAUUGUCGAGAUGCUUGUCAAGGCAGGCGUCGACAUCAACUGGACCGACAAGACGGGCGAGACGGCGCUGCACGUCGCUGCCCGGUUCAAUCAUGUGGGCUGCGCUCGGAUCAUUGUCAACGGGAGCGAAUCUCAAAAGGCCGAUCUCGAGAUUGCCGAGAACUCGUACUCAUGGACACCUCUGCAUGUUGCUGCCGUCGACGGUUCCAUCACUGUCGUGCAGCUCCUGAUCGAUAGUGGCGCCGAUGUGUCUCGUCCGGACGCUUCCGGCUGGACUGCAAAGGAGCAUGCGGCACUCCGUGGCCACAUGGAUAUUGCGCGACUGCUUGCCGCGCAUACGGACGAGGAGGAAGCUGCUUCGCGUGUUGCUGCCGGGAUGCAGCCGUCCGGCAACUCGCCCGAGAACUCUUCCAUCGACGAGCGACGUUCUAACGGAGCAAACGCUAACAGCGGGCCUCGGCCGGCUGAGCCUGUCAAGAGUUUCGGUCACCGCUAUUUGACAAACGAAAGCCUGGUGCUUGUCAGUCUCGGGUCGAUGGACAUUCGCAAGACGACGGAUGCCGUCCACCUGGACCGUGUUCCUCUCAAUGAGGCACAUAACACGCAGCUCGACACGGCGCUUUCCGUUGUCAUCAGCGCCAAUGGGGCUGUUGGCGAGGCGACCGUGGUAGACCUGCCGGUCCACGAGAGCAUCGCGACGGAGCCUGUCGUCUUCACGACGCAGGAUGCCACCAACGUUAAACUACUCUUUGACAUCGUCCCGACGUACUCUGGAGGAAGCGGGAAGAACAAGAUCGGUCGCGCCGUGGCGCUACUGUCAUCUAUCAAGCCGACCUUGGGCACCCAACGGAUGAAUCUCCAGGGCGACGUCUGUGUGCCCAUCAUGUCGGGCAACCUCGACGUCAUCGGCACCGUCAACUUCAAUUACGUCGUCAUUACACCCUUCCACCAUCCCAACAUGGAAAUUACGUCGCGGCAGACGUACUGGAAGAAGAUGUCGUCGACGAUGCUCAUCGGCCACAGAGGACUGGGCAAGAACCUUACCUCCAACAAGUCCCUGCAGCUCGGCGAGAAUACGCUGCCGUCCUUCAUCGCAGCAGCCAACCUAGGUGCCCAGUACGUCGAAUUCGACGUGCAACUUACCAAGGACCACGUGCCUGUCAUCUACCACGACUUCCUCGUCAGCGAGACGGGUAUCGACGCCCCCGUCCACACGCUCACCCUGGAGCAGUUCCUGCACAUCAAUCCCGAUAAGGGGAGGGAUAGAAUCCACCAAAACGGACCCAAGGUUGCGAAUGGACGAGGCGGCUCACCCCGGCCGCGAAGCCACAGCUUCACGCCUAAGCGGUCGCUGUCCAUGGGCUACGCCGGGACCGGGCACGCGGAGAUGGAGGAGCGCAUGAAGCACACUCGCGACUUCAAGGAGAAGGGCUACAAGGCCAACUCGCGCGGCAACUUCAUCCAGGCUCCGUUUGCGACUCUGGAGGAUCUGUUCCGCAAGCUGCCCGAGGAGAUUGGCUUCAACAUUGAGAUGAAGUACCCCAUGCUGCACGAGAGCGAGGAGCACGAGAUGGACACGUACGCAGUCGAGCUCAACUCGUUCUGCGACACGGUGCUGUCCAAGGUCUACGACCUGGCCGGAGAACGACACAUCAUCCUCAGCUCCUUCAACCCAGACAUUUGCCUGUGCCUCAGCUUUAAGCAGCCUUCGAUACCGAUUCUCUUCCUCACGGACGCCGGGUGCAGCCCGGUCGGCGACAUCCGAGCUUCUUCACUGCAGGAGGCAAUUCGGUUCGCCAGCCGGUGGAACUUGCUGGGAAUUGUGUCGGCGGCAGAGCCACUCAUCAACAGUCCACGCUUGGUCAAAGUGGUCAAGGAGUUGGGGUUGGUGUGCGUCAGCUAUGGCGUACUCAACAACGACCCAGCCAUGGUACAGCGACAAGUCAAGGAGGGCAUCGACGCCGUCAUCGUCGACAGCGUUCUGGCAAUUCGCAAGGGCCUGACGACUGCAGAGUCGGCCAGCGGAGAGCAAACACGAGCGGCAACUACUCCCGAGUCAGAAAAGGAGCUCAAAACAUUAGAGGAGGGGCAGUGA